This is a messenger RNA of Archocentrus centrarchus (flier cichlid), 3067 nucleotides long. It is a transcript of the gene pla2g15, whose product is annotated as phospholipase A2, group XV. Lineage: Eukaryota; Metazoa; Chordata; Actinopteri; Cichliformes; Cichlidae. The transcript has 7 exons. The record is from RefSeq and is a predicted model, not a curated record. The coding region runs from base 204 to 1457 and encodes 417 amino acids. Gene Ontology annotation, biological process: lipid metabolic process.
CUUUCUGACCGGGUAACUAUUUAUGGCAGGACCACGCUCGCUGUUAAAAUCCCGAGCUCGUGAUUAUUUUUGUUGAGUGAUCGUGGACGGAGGUAGUUUAUCCUGACUUGUGGGGUUUAACGGCAAACUAGAGAAAGCACGCAGGCGGUCUGCACACACCGAGGAAGGGACUAUGCUCUUCAGGUUAUGAGAUAUCAGGAGCCAUGGCGGGUUGGCACCGGGUAGCUGCCUUCUGUGUCGGGCUUUUAUUGUUGCUGUUGUCGGCUCGUAGCAGCGGGAGACCGGCGGGGAAAUGUGUCGGCGACAAGUCCUGUCCUCCUGCGAAACCCCCGGUCGUCCUCAUUCCCGGGGAUCUGGGAAACCAGCUGGAGGCGAAGCUGAAUAAAUCCACUGUGGUCCAUUACAUCUGCUACAAGAAGACUGAGACCUUUUUCACACUGUGGCUCAACCUGGAGCUGCUGGUGCCUGUAGCCAUAGACUGCUGGAUAGACAACAUUAGGUUGAUCUACAACAGGACCACACACACCACCUCUUCCCCGCCAGGUGUAGACAUCCGCGUCCCGGGGUUCGGAGAUACUUUUUCAGUGGAGUACCUGGAUCCCAGCAAACACAGUGUGGGCAUGUAUUUCUUCAGCAUAGUGCAGGCUCUAGUAGACUGGGGCUACACGAGGGGUGACGAUGUCAAAGGAGCCCCCUAUGACUGGAGGAAAGCACCCAAUGAGAAUAAAGAGUAUUUCUCAAGGCUGCAGCAAAUGAUUGAGGAGAUGGCCGAGAAGGCUGGUGGGCCCGUGGUGCUCAUUGCUCACAGCAUGGGCAACCUGUACACUCUGUACUUCCUGAACCAGCAGCCACAGGCAUGGAAAGACCGAUACAUCAAAUCUUUCAUUGCUCUCGGCGCUCCGUGGGCCGGCGUGGUGAAGACCUUACGUGUUGUCCUCUCCGGUGAUAAUGACCACAUCCCCGUGAUCAGCUCACUCAGGAUUCGCUCGCAGCAGCGUUCGGCAGUCUCCACCAACUGGCUGUUUCCCUUUCCCAGCUCUUGGCCCAAAGAUCAGGUCUUGGUCCAGACCCCCACCACCAACUACACUGUGCAGGACUACCAUCGCCUCUACACUGACAUUGAUUUUGAAGACGGCUGGAUGAUGCAGCAGGACACAGAGUCGCUGGUGCGGGACUUCACACCCCCCGGCGUGCCCGUCCACUGUCUGUACGGCAUAGGUGUUCCCACACCCGAAGCAUUUCAGUACUCUGAUAAGUUCCCAGACGUGGAUCCCACAGUGACAUUAGGCUCGGGGGACGGGACGGUAAACCUGCACAGCGCCCUCCAGUGUAAACGGUGGGUAGGAAAGCAGAAGCACCCUGUGACACUGAUGGAACUUCCAGGUAACGAGCACGUUAACAUGCUGCUCAAUGUGACAACUGUGGACUACAUCAAGAAAGUGCUGUUCUCACCAUGAUGCCGGCUGGCAGGGAGACUGCUUUGCUCUGACGGUGUAAUUAAAGUUUACACUGGCACACAGGAACUGACUUCUCACCUGUCUGAAUGCUGACUGCCAAAUAUAUAUAUUUUUUUUUUACCACAAUGUUCAAGGAAAAGUUAGUUUUUUAGGACGAAUGCAUUAUUGAAUUUUUAAAUUUAUUUAACAGUAAAACUAUUGAAGUUUAUUGUUGAGCCUCAAAGACUUUAACUAAAUCCAUGUGUCCUUUCAUUAAAAUAUUGAGAUUUCUAAACUACUUCGACUGUAUUGUAGCUAGCUAACUGCUAAAGCACACACUGUAUUCAUAUCCUCCCCAGUCUCUGGUUUUUAAAAACAAAUUCUGCCUUUUUAAUUUCAUCUAAAGCUGUACGUCUCAGAUGGUGGUUGGGUAUUUAAAAAAUUUGUAUUUGAUCAGUUUCGCUGAUCAAGUAGGUCUCAUGAUGACAAUUUUAUUGGCUUACAAAACUCCCGCAAAAUGGCAAAAGCACCAGAAAAUCUACCAAGCGCACCCUAAGGGUUGGAUUUACUAAGCAAGGAAAAUCUUUGGGAGGCUCAAAGAGGCAGAAAGGCAAUUUCAAGAAUGUCAGACUGCGUUCCUCAAACAAGCAGAAAAGCCCAUUGAAUCCCAUACAUGCCCACAGGACACAUGGUGCCUCUUGUCACCCUGUUAGUAGGUGGUUAUCACCUCAUUUAGAGGUGGCUCCUCCCGCCUAAAUCUGGAAUACUGCAUUUUUCCAGUCAAACGUCAAUUUCAUACGUAUCACAACAAUGGUCAACUCGAGGCACUUUAUAUUAUAAAGCCACUACAAUAUUAUAAAAAUAAUACAUUUUAUUUGUAAGCGCCUUUCAAACACCCAAGGACACUUUAUAGACUUUAAAAUGCCAAUCAGACAAUCCCUGAAGAAAAAGGUACUGGGCGAUGGUGGGGAGGAAGAAUUCCCUUUUUAACAGGAAGAAACAUCUGGAUCAAACGGGUAAAGGGAGAGACGGCAAUCUGCUGCAAACACCCCCCCCCCCACCCCCCGCAGCUGGAGCCUGUAGUAAUAUAACUAGGAGAUGGUUCAGGAUCACCUUUUUAAAGCCUAAACUUUUUUUUUUUUUUCCUCUGGUUUAUAGAAAUUAACUCUCCAGUUUGCAUCAGAAAGUAGCAAAAACUAUUGGAAUUUGUAUUUAUGUAUACAUAAAAUCUCUUUUUGUGUUUUUUUUUGGGUGCACAUCAGGACUGCGUACAUCCUACAGUAUGUCCAGUGAAUCACAGGAACAUCUUUCUUUCCUACAUGAUUCAGUAAGUUCAUGAUACCGGGUUUGGUGCUUGGAGAGGCUGAAUUACAGGCACAGAAGAGUGAACUCCUUUCCUCUUUCUCUUGGAUGUAAAUUUUUGUCUUUAUACAGAUAUGAUACAGUUGCAAAGUUAAGUGUGUUUAAAAAUCUGACACACUGACCUGGAAAUGCAGCCAGAAUUGUUCUGACCUGAGUGAUUGUAUUGUGCCAUGCUGCCCAUCACUGGGCCAGCCCGACAUGAUCUACUAUUCACUGCUGUGAACUAUUGUGUCAAACAUGCCGUCUAGUUAUUAAACUUUAAAAUAUGA